This is a messenger RNA of Octopus sinensis (East Asian common octopus), 3073 nucleotides long. RefSeq names its product centrosomal protein of 104 kDa-like. The record is from RefSeq and is a predicted model, not a curated record. Lineage: Eukaryota; Metazoa; Mollusca; Cephalopoda; Octopoda; Octopodidae. The coding region runs from base 1 to 2601 and encodes 866 amino acids. The transcript is spliced from 25 exons. Gene Ontology annotation, cellular component: cilium. Gene Ontology annotation, molecular function: protein binding.
AUGCUAAAUGAAGAUGACGUCGCCUCCAAGAUUGAAAUAUUUGUUGGAGAUAUUCCUGAAAAUGAGCCUCUCGACUUAAAAAACGUCCGAUAUGUAUGCCUUGGUUACAUAUCUUUGGCAAACAAUGAGAAGACAGACUUUCGUGUUCGGGAGCUCAAAUCAGUUCAUGUUGAUGCCACGGGGAUGUUCCUGAAGCUAAACUUGCACAAGAACUAUAUUAACAAAUACAAUCUAUACAAUCAGAUCAGUGUGGUUGCUAUCAACAUUAUUGGUGACAGGCUACAAGAAGAAUCUACUCCAGUGAUGGAUCCGGAAGAAAUCCCAAACCAAGACAAAGAAUCUCCUUUGGCUGGAUUUAAUAGGCCAGAUUAUAUUUCGCCAUUGGAUGACUUGGCAUUUGAUAUGUACCAAGACCCAGGAGUUGCUCAGCUCAUUCGUAAACUCGAAAAAAAGAAGCAAGAAGCUGUUCUUCAAGAAAGAUAUGAAUUUGCAAAGCGUAUCAAAAUUGGAAUUGAAAAAUUACAGAAGAGUGGAGAGAAACUUGGCAAACUUGAGGUAGAGAAGCGUCAAGCUGUGGAAAAUGAAGAUUAUGAUAAAGCGCAGAUGAAGAAAAUACAGAUCUUUGAAUUGAGGUUACAGCUUUAUGAAGAAGUCAAGAUCAAAACACUUCUGGAACUUCCACAGACCCAAUCUAAAGAACUUAUAGCAUCAGAACUGUUUAAAGAAACCGAACCGAUUCUGUCUCCUCUGAAUAUUGAUACCGCAGAACAGGGUAUGGUUUCAUCUCAAAGACCUCCACCACCACCACUGUCUCCUCAUUCAGAUUAUGAUGAAAGACCUCCUCCUCCUCCCCCUCCUCGUUCUGAAUAUGAUGAAAGGCCACUUCCAGUGACAAAGAAAUCAAAACGAAUUUCUAUGCCAGUGGAAGAGAAGCCUGAUGACUUAAAUGAUCAAGAACCCGAAGAUGUCAAAGUUCCUACAGAAAGCAAAGAUGAUAUCGAACCUUUAACAGAGAAAGAUAUGCGAGAAGCUUCAGCAGCCAUCAAUGUAUUUGGCAUGCAUUUGGUAUCUAAAACUUACUCAAAAAGUUAUGCUCAUCGUGAAGAAGCUCUGGAAAGUUUAUCACAGCAAAUCAGGCAGCAUGCCAUCAAUGAGGAUGCCCGAACAAUUCUAAGGGCAUUAAUUCUUCCAAUAAAGAGAGGUCUUGAAGAUCAAGUUCAUGCAGUUUUCAAAGCUACUCAGAAGCUUCUAAGACUCGUAUUAACCAAGUUUAUACAAGAAAAUAAGAUUCCUCGACCUGACACAGUUAAUUUUAUCGAAAAGAUUCUUCCAAGUUUGUUUCAUAGAGCAGGUUACACAGCAUUGAGGACAAGGGAAGAGGCCAAAAGAUUUAUUUUAGAAAUUGCACAGUAUCCAGAAAUUAAGGCUUCUAAUAUAGUGCCAAAUGAAUGUGUGAAACCAUUCAAGAUGUCGGUGUUCUCCAGAUUUGCCCGAAGCCGAGCUGAAUUAGUAGAGAUGCUGUACAAGGAAAUAGGAUUAUCCAUAAACAGUAAUGCACCAGGAAUGGCUGUUGUAGAUAUUAUGAACUUCUGCACCGUUGCUUGUCUCCAUCAUAGUUCCGAAGACGUACGCCGAGUAGCCUUGCGUAUCAUACAGUUAUUAUAUGAAGACAUCGGUCCACCAGUUCGGAACUAUUUGCCUCCUGAUGACGACAAGAUUCGCAAGAACACACUAUAUAGGCAGAUAUUUGAAUACUUUGAUAAAGUUGAUAGCAAAAAUGCAAAGUCAACAUUGAAGCCACAGAAGUUAGAAGAACCGGUGAAGAAAUCUUCAGAAGUAGAUGCUUUGCAGAAUAAUCACAAGAAUAUGAAAGCCAUUCUCAGUAAAGUGGAGGAAGAAAAUUAUUCUAGAAAAGGAACAGAUGACAAAAAAACUACAACAAUAUCAAAACCUGUGGGUGACAUAAAUAUUCACAUUAAUUUUGUGCCAAAAGAGAACAACCAAACUUCAAAAAAACGUCCAGAAUCUAAGAACAUCAAAAAGAAAUUUAAACAAAUUCCAACACCAAUUGAAGAAACAAUUCCAGAGGAUGAUUCCAAUAUAGAUUACACCUGUAUUUUCUGUGGUGAGAAAGACAAAUCAUUUGAUGAAAAGGGACUUGAUCUUCAUUAUUGGAAACAUUGCCCCAUGUUGAAACGCUGUGGUAAUUGUAAACAGGUUUUGGAAAUAUCAACGUUUAAGAAGCACCUGCUCACCGAAUGUGAUGCUAUGGACAACUAUCGAAAUUGUCCACGUUGCCAGGAGGCAGUGUUAAAAGAUGUUUACGACAGUCACGUCAGCGAUCGAGUAUGCAGAGCCGUGGACAUAAAUGACACGCAUUGUCCCCUGUGUCAUAUGAAGAUAAAUCAUGGAGAUGAAGGAUGGAAAGACCACUUAACCGGAAGAGUAAAUGGGUGCAAAAACAACCCUAGGUUGCAUUUGCCUCAGACAAAACAGCACUCGAAUAUCUCAAAUCGCCCUCUGGUGACUAACAGGGCCAAAGAGAAGAGGAACCUAUCGAAACCUGUGGGAGGAAAACAUUUCAGAGGCGGACAUGUCUAAACAUGAAUCUCUGGGCCAUUGACCAUCAAAUAAAAAUUCAUUCGAUAGACGUUCCAUGAAGUCUCAUCUCAUCACACACAUGUACACAUAAACACAAAGAACUGGAAAAAAAGAAUAACUACUGUCUGCUUAAUGCAUCAAUGUAUUUAACAAUAUUAUCUUUAUUUUCAAAAGCUUGUCUUUUACUUUAUUUUUACCAUAAACUUGAUAGCAGACAAAUAAUAAGAUUUCCAAGGUGACAGUGUAUUUAAUAUUCAGACUACCUUAAAAGACCACAUCAUAUCUAGUUUUUUUCUCAGUGUUUAAUAAGACCAUGUUGCAUCCAAUAUUUUUAUGUUAUAUCCAAUAUUUUAAGUAUAUAGAACAUUUUUUUUUUUUUUUUUGUCUUAGAUUAGUUCUUAGCUACAGCAACAAAAAUUGAUUGAAUAUUUUUAUAUAUUUAAAAUUUUUAAACACCAGCAAAAGAAAAAUA